Molecule: messenger RNA, 2179 nt
Organism: Girardinichthys multiradiatus
Lineage: Eukaryota; Metazoa; Chordata; Actinopteri; Cyprinodontiformes; Goodeidae
Product: protein spinster homolog 1-like
Exons: 12
Coding region: 250-1761 (503 amino acids)
Biological process (GO): transmembrane transport
Cellular component (GO): membrane
Molecular function (GO): transmembrane transporter activity
Source: RefSeq, a predicted model, not a curated record
GCCUCAGAGCGGAAGUUGGCUCAGCUGGAUGAUGGCGGCGGUGAAGAAGUGUCAUUUCUGAGCAGUUCGGUGGAAAUCUUUUAGAUUUUAAGUCUAAUUCCCCUUUUCUUUGAGUCUCCUGACAAGUUUUAACUGUAAACGGACAACAUGGCUUCUAUGUAAGUUUUAUAACUUUCAGUUGGAAGAUUUGAAAUCGGCAGCAGAAGGAGCCAGAGAGAGUCGUCCUGAUUCACCCCAACAGCUGCCGCCAUGCCUCUGGGUGAGCACAUGUCGGACUCGGCGCCGUUCUUCUCCUCCGACAACGAGACCGAGCCUCUGGAGGGAGGGGCUGAGAGGCAGCGGGAGGAAGAGGAGUCAGCCAGCGGGGUGUCCAGGGUCCGAGCGCUGCUGACCGUCUUCAUCCUCUGUUACAUCAACCUGCUCAACUACAUGGACCGCUUCACCGUGGCAGGAGUCCUUCCUGACAUCGAGAGCUACUUCAACAUUGGUGAUGGGAAAUCUGGCUUAUUGCAAACAGUUUUUAUCUGCAGCUACAUGAUCCUGGCUCCUGUAUUUGGUUACCUUGGUGACAGGUACAACAGGAAGUACAUCAUGUGUGGCGGCAUCACGUUCUGGUCCGUGGUGACGCUCACCAGCUCCUACACGCCCAAACAGCAUUUCUGGGCCCUGCUGCUGACCCGAGGUCUGGUCGGGGUGGGCGAGGCCAGCUACUCCACCAUCGCUCCCACCAUCAUCGCCGACCUCUACGUCAAAGAGAAGAGGACCUGCAUGCUGUCCAUCUUCUACUUCGCCAUCCCAGUGGGCAGCGGUCUGGGAUACAUCGUAGGAUCUCAGGUCAGCGUCGUAGCGAAGGACUGGCACUGGGCUCUGCGAGUGACCCCGGCGCUUGGUCUGAUCGCCGUCCUGCUGCUGCUCUUCGUGGUCCAGGAGCCGAAGCGAGGAGCCGUGGAGGCUCGGGCGGAGCUGCACCAGACAAGCUGGGUGACCGACCUGCAGGCGCUCAGCAGGAACUGCAGCUUUGUCCUCUCUACCUUCGGCUUCACGGCCGUGGCGUUUGUGACGGGCUCUCUGGCUCUCUGGGCCCCGACGUUCCUCUUCAGAGCUGCUAUCUUCACUGGGAAAAAGGCUCCCUGUGUGGACGAGGCCCACUGCGCCUCCUCAGAGAGCCUGAUCUUUGGCAUCAUCACCGUUAUCACAGGCAUGCUGGGCGUCUUCAGCGGCGUGCAGGUGAGUCGGCAACUGAGGAAGAAGACGCCCCGAGCUGACCCGUUGGUGUGUGCCGCCGGCCUGCUCCUCUCGGCUCCAUUCCUCUUCCUGGCCAUCGUGUUCGCUCAGGGAAGCACCGUCGCCACAUACGCCUUUAUUUUCUUCGGGGAGACCUUCCUGUCCAUGAACUGGGCCAUCGUGGCUGAUAUCCUGCUGUACGUGGUGGUCCCGACCCGCCGCUCCACGGCUGAAGCUCUGCAGAUCGUCAUCUCUCACCUGCUGGGAGACGCUGGAAGUCCAUACAUGAUUGGCGUGCUAUCCGACAAUCUGAGGAAGACCGACUCGUUCCUCUGGCAGUUUCGUUCUCUGCAGCUCUCUCUGAUGCUCUGCUCCUUCAUCGCCGUGGUGGGCGGGGCUUUUUUUCUCGCCACCGCCCUUUUUAUCGAGAGUGACCGCAGUCGGGCGGAGAACUACGUCCCCAUAGCUGACGAGCCGAUCGUCGUACCGAAAAGUGGGCGGUCCACUCACGUGCCGGUGUCCAGUGUGCUGAUUUGAAGCUCCUCCUCCUUCAGCUGAUUGGACGAUCUACAGAAAAGCUGUUUAAUUUUUUUAAAUAAAUAGGAGUUCCUUUUAUAAACUUGAACCUUCUCAGUUGGGUUGCCUAGGAGACGGAACCAGGAGCGGCCCGGUUUACUGGUUUCAUGAGCAGCUGAUCUCGGACCAGAACCUCCAGAAACCGCCAGCUUUGUUUUCCAACUUUCUGAGUCUCGCAGUCUAAGAAGCAGGUUUGUGGAUGUUGUAGCUACUUUUCAUAACCGAGACAGAAGAAAGUUCUGACCCAGUUUGGGAUGUUCCCAGGGAUUUGGAGCGAGAACUGUAUCCAGUCUGCAGGUCGGCUGCAGCACAUUUCAGCUUUUUAAUUCAUGUUUGAUUUCAGACUCGUUUUUGUCAAAUAAUAAAUUAAAUGUUCAGA